GUUCUCUCGUCAACAGAGCAUCAUCAAUAUUGAACGCUGAGUGACUAUCAAAUAUAUUUCAACUCAAUUCACUACAAAAUCCUUUGAAAAGUUAAUAAAUGGAUAGACAAAGUCUUUUAGAUAUGAUAUCACUUGAUUAUAUUAAACUAUUAAGAAGUUGGAUCCUCUUUUAUCUAAAUUAUAGAAAGUCACGUGAAGAUAACGGCUUAAUUUCGCAGAUAGCCGAAAUGAUAACUUAAAGUUAUCAUUUUGAAAUAUAUAUUUAUCAACACUAAAGAUAUCACUCAUUCAUUCAUUCAUUCAAUUAUUAUCCAUAUCGUAUCAACAUCAUAACAUGGCAUUAAAGACGUUUGAAGUUUCAAAGAUACCUACCAUAAAAGCAGAACCCUUAACCCCAGAAGCGUUUGCUCCAUUUGGUGGAGUUAUAAGUGCAGAUCAUCAAAUCCAACAAGUUUCAACAUCAUCUGCCAAUUAUGGUACUGCUACAAAGAUUCAUAAGGUGGCUCCUAUAGCAAAUAACUUUUCCAAUAGUUCAAGUGGGAAACCACCUACAGCAAAUUGGAAUAUCUUCCGAUGUAAAGCUCCUAAACAUUUAAUCUCCCAUAAAAGUGGUACUAACAAGAAGGUAUAUUUAUCAAAGGUUUUAGAAAGACAUCCAUUUUCAACUCAAGCUUUCUUACCUAUGGGUCAACAUCUGAAGAUUGAUUCAUACCUUGUGAUUGUUGCUAAAACUGAUGAAUCAUCAAGUAAUAAGUUACCUGAUCCAAGUCAAGUUAGAGCUUUUAUUUGUAAAGGAAAUCAAUCUAUAACUUAUGGUGCAGGUACUUGGCAUGCUCCAAUGGUAGUUAUUGAUGAAAAUGUUCCAUAUAUAGACUUUGCAGUGUUGAUCCAUGAAAAUGGAGUUGCAGAUGAAGAUUGUCAAGAAUGUUAUUUUGAACCUGGGUUUGAUGUAGAGUAUGAUAAUAAUAAUAAUAUUUCAAAACUAUAGAUAAUCUAUAAAUUCAUCUAUAAACUUCUGGAUAAACUUCUCUUUAUCAUCUUUAUUUAGGUCUUUAGCUUCCUCUUUAGCUAGUUUUAAUUUAUGCAUUAUCUCAUCCAAUCCUAGAUUGUUAUCUUUACUAUUCUCAUCACCAUCAUCAUUAUCAUCUUGACUUAAUAAACCUUUAGUCAUAUCAUUUAACUUCUGCAUCUUACUAUUUUCAUAAUCAUUAUGUUUAAUUAAAUUCAUAUGAGUCCAUUCAUUUGAUUCAAUCAAUUCUAUGAUUCUAUCCUUCCCAAUCGUUUCAUCAUAUUCAUUCUUCCCCAGUAUAUCAAAAUUUAUAUAUUCAUAUCCACUUGAAAUAAUCAAAUCUUCGAUGGAUUCAUUUACAUCAGAAUCAGAAUGAUAAUUGGAUCCUAUUAUAGUGAAAAAUCCU
Scheffersomyces coipomensis is the source of this 1415-nucleotide messenger RNA. Its product is annotated as ureidoglycolate hydrolase. The transcript has a single exon. Gene Ontology annotation, molecular function: ureidoglycolate hydrolase activity; ureidoglycolate lyase activity. Lineage: Eukaryota; Fungi; Ascomycota; Pichiomycetes; Serinales; Debaryomycetaceae. Bases 335 to 988 code for a protein of 217 amino acids. Gene Ontology annotation, biological process: allantoin catabolic process. The record is from RefSeq and is a predicted model, not a curated record.